AUGGCAAAAUAUCUGAAGUUCAUUGCCAGGACAGUGAUGGUACAGGAAGGAAACGUGGAAGGGGCCUACAGGACUCGCAGCAGAAUCCUCACCAUGGACGGACUCACUGAGGACAUCAAGCGAAGGCAGUAUUAUAAGAAGCCGUGCCGCAGGAGACAGCGGGAACGCUACGAAAACUGCCAAAGGAUCUACAAUACGGAAAUGACUGGAAAGAUCAACUUCUUGAUGUGGAAAAAUCGGAAAGAUCCUUGCUGA
Molecule: messenger RNA, 255 nt
Organism: Echinops telfairi (small Madagascar hedgehog)
Lineage: Eukaryota; Metazoa; Chordata; Mammalia; Afrosoricida; Tenrecidae
Product: 28S ribosomal protein S21, mitochondrial-like
Exons: 1
Coding region: 1-255 (84 amino acids)
Biological process (GO): translation
Cellular component (GO): ribosome
Molecular function (GO): structural constituent of ribosome
Source: RefSeq, a predicted model, not a curated record